CUCCGAGCAGUUUGAUUGGGCAUGACUUUGGAUGCGAACACCACAUGGGAUCGCUUUCCUCAGGCAACAAAGCAAAGCCUCAGAGACACCCCCAAGCGUACGCACUAUGAAGUGGACAACAACCAACAAAUCUCCAAAUCAAAAAGACAAUGAUGGGUUGGACCAAUCGGGCGGUAGUUCUUGCAGCCGCCUGCAGUUGCCUCCUGACGGCUCAAGCCUUUCAAGGAAGGGCAUCGUCUGUUCUUCUACGUCCUCGUCAAGUUCGAUUGGGUGGAUCCCCUUUUUUUAUAUGUACAACUGGCCGUCGGACAGUCAAAGCCAGCAUCACCAACAAUUGGGCAGGAUCAAGCAGCGACAAUAAUGAACCCCGAAAAGAAACUCCUGCACGUCGAAUGCGACGCCGCAAAGUAAAAAUCUACAACAAAAAGAAGGUCCGAGCAACCGCCAUUUUGUUUUCCCUCUGGUACAUUCUCAGUGUGGCAUACAAUAUCUUUAGCAAGAGAGCCUUGAACAUGGCGCCAGAGUUGGCUUGGACAGCCGCCUUUCUGCAAUUGGCACUUGGAUUGACUUAUGUAUUUCCCGUCUGGGUCAGUGGACUGCGAGCACCUCCACAAGUGAGCAACAAGGAUAUUCGGAGGAGAAUCUUGCCAGUUGCUCUCUUGCAUGCACUGGUUCACGUGGGUGGUGUCAUCAGCAUGGGAGCCGGUGCUGUCUCAUUUACCUAUAUUGUAAAGGCGACGGAGCCAGCAGUUUCUGCACUGCUGUCAGCCGUGUUUCUCAAGUCUUUCCUACCCCUUCCAGUUUAUUUGACGCUGGUGCCAGUCAUUGCAGGAGUUUCUCUGGCGUCCGUGUCGGAACUUACAUUCAGCUGGAAGUCCUUUCAGUAUGCCAUGAUGUCCAACCUUGCCAGUGCCAGCCGCGGAAUUGUGAGCAAGAAGACCAUGACAAACCGAGUUGGCAAGAACUUGACGUCGGCCAAUCUGUAUGCCAUUUUGACGAUACUGGCAACAAUAGUGUUGUUCCCCGUUGUGGCGAUUCUGGAAGGAAAUCAAUGGAUCCCUUCCUUCCAGAGACUACGACAACACCAUCAAUUCACGUCCUAUCUGAUCCAAGUAUACUUGGCAGCAAUGACAUACUACACGUACAAUGAAGUUUCCUUCAUGGCACUUGACAACAUAUCCCCGAUUUCUCAUGCUCUAGCCAGCACUCUGAGGAGGGUCUUUAUCAUCACAACCAGCAUGAUGGUCUUUGGAAACAAAAUGACUCCUCUGGGUGCUUUCGGCAGCUCCAUGGCUGUAGGAGGGGCUCUUUUGUAUUCUGCCGCCAAGAAUCAUUACAAAAAGAAGAAAGCUGUCUAGUAGCGAACACGUUCCAUAGACGUUCGAAGAUGUACAUUGCAUAUUGCCCAGAUUGAACCCUACCGGUAGAAUCGCCAGACAACACGGUGGGCGAUUGGUGGCGGUUGUUGCGUUGCUUGCCUCCUGUGCGUUGCGUUAUCCGGGUCACCGAAGACCUACAUGUAGGAAGUCCAGAGCGACUCGACUCUUGCCCAAAAACAAAGCCGUCUUUGCUACCGGUAGCGAUAAAUCGCAUUGUGCUUUUACAUCUUUCUCACACUUUCGCAUACAAAAUUUUGUUGCAAAAUACCCAGAGUACAGUC
Seminavis robusta is the source of this 1660-nucleotide messenger RNA. NCBI's taxonomy places the organism in Eukaryota, Bacillariophyta, Bacillariophyceae, Naviculales, Naviculaceae. The record is from the annotation of a GenBank genome assembly.